AUGUCCGCCCCCGAAAACAUCUGGAGCAACCAAUCCGCCCUGGUCACUUACUACACCGACCAUGACAUUCCCAUGCGCCCCCAACCUGGCUUCCUCGUCCUCUCCAUCAUCGUCUCAAUCCUCGGUUCCUAUGCCACCCUUCUCCUCCUCGGACGACGGACCAGCAACCGCGGUCUCCGUAACUUUGGCUUCCUCGCCGUGUCGGCCAUCUGCUUCGCAGCCGUCGCCGUAUGGGGCAUGCACUUUGUCAGCAUGAUCAGUGUCCGGCUCGACCCUAGUCCAAAUCUCAGCUGGGCCAUUAUGUUCUCCCCUGGUAUGACGGUCCUAUCUCUCUUUGUCCCGCUCGUGGCCACUGUCUGUGCCUUUUGGUUCCUCGGCGACGACCCAUCCUACGUGGCCGACAAGGACGACUCGUGGAAGGCGGCAUUGACACCGAGGAACCUGCUCGAAUCGUGGCGUGUCCUAGCGGGUGGCAUCUUUCUCGGCCUCACAAUCGGUCUCAUGCACUACUCGGCGUCAUUCCAAUUGCCCAACUUUAAUGUUUCCUAUACAGCGGUAACCGUUGUCUUUGCGCUCGUCCUAGCCUGUAUCGCCGCGAUCGCCGCAUUGGCCCUCUUCUUCCGCGCUCGACAGCAAUGGCAAGAAUCUUUCUGGAAGCGCGGGAUCUGCAGUCUAUUCUUGGCGGCAGCGGUUUGCGGAAUGCACUACCUCGGUCUCGGUGGUACCUCGUACCGCACUCGUCAAGACGUCCAACCCGAAGCUCUCGCGAGUAACGGCCAGAACUCAAGACUCAUCAUAGCCAUCUCGGUCAUGUGCGCUGUCAUCAUCCUCAUCUCCAUCCUCCUCGCCAUUGCCGAUCUCCGCACUCGCAUCCAAAUGAAGGCCAAGGCCAAAAACAUCGUUCUCGCCAGCGUCACCUUUGACGAGUACGGCAAGAUCCUGGUCAAGCCGGACGGAACCAUCCCCAUGCAGAUCAUGCAGACAGACACCAACACCGAGGGUCUGUCCGCUCUGCUCGACCCUCAACUCGCCUCAUUCCAAUGGCUGUACCAGCUCUCCUUUUGCUGGCGCCUCGCCGUCGUCCCCUUCGUCCCCCGCAUCGUCGACCACAAAGCCCAAGGUUCAUUCCGCAGCGGCUUUAUCGAAGCUGCUGUCCGCCUCGCCCACUCGCUCGACCUCUCGGUCGACUCCAUCGGCAUCCUCUUUGACCGCGUCCUCAACACCGGGACCAAGGUCUUUGACGAGCAGGAGCAAGCUGAAAAGUUUGUUCCCAUGCCCACCGACGACGAAAGCUCCAUCCACGGCAUCACCAUGAAGCUCGGUUCGUCGGAAGGCGUCAUGUGCUUCUUUGCUCGGGAACUCGGCAAAGGUAAACCCGCGGCGGCCGACAUGGGUACGGACUACGACGCCACCAAGGAGGUCGACUCGGUCGAUUACUAUCUCGAGCGGGGUUGGCGUCUCGCCGAGACCCGCUUCUUCUCCAAGCUGCUCGCCGACUACAUGGGGGUCAGCAAGGCCGAGAUGGACGUAUAUCUCAACGCCUGUAAGACGUAUGCCAAGCGGGGCAGUCAGCCGGUGGUGCAGGAGGGAGGGGUCUACCUGGGCCUCUUUGGCGUCAGGCCAGCGGGAGAGGGCGGACUGGACGUACUGGUGUACAACUUUGCCCGUCACCAAAUCCCCGCCUAUCGGCUCCCGGACAUUUCCAUGCCGCUCAACACCCGGUCCCUCGCGUGGCUCAAAUCCUGCCACAACGUCACCCUCGCCCAGCUUCUUGCACGCUGCAAUGAAGCCCUCAACGAUGACGCAUCGAGUCGGCUCACUGCCGAGUCGGCGGAGCAGGAGAUCUUUUACGAUUUCCUUGCUGCCCUUUGCGUCUCGCUCGAGUCCCUCAUCGCGGCCAUGCGGGUCUGGCCCACUCUGCCCGACCAAGCGCGGCUCUCGCCCGACGUCAUCGAGCUCCCCACCAGCGACUCGGACACCAAGCGCCCAGCGCAGAUGCUCCUUCUCUCGGUCAUCCUCCCGGCGCCCGAUCACGGUCUCGCCCUCGUCCAAACACGCGCCUCGGGGAUCCAGGUACCCCAGCUGGACUCUACCCGGCGGGACUGGGACAAGCCGCCGGCGCCAUUUGUCUACUCGCCCUGGAAUCUUUGGUCCCGGGCGCAGACCAUGAUUCUGCGUGGCGCAGUCUACCGAGACAUUGCGCAGCAAUUCUCCAACGAGGUGGGGAAGAUGUACGCUCCCCCGGUCAACGACAUCGCCGCGGAGAUUGCUGCCGACAAGAAGCCCAAAGGUGUCAACCCCUUCCACGGCGACGAAAAAGUCGGCAGCGUCGUCGACCUCGCAUCCGUCUCGUAUACGCCCUCGCGCAAGCGGCGGCCGGGAACAGCCAUCAAGGGGGCGAGCGAUGCGAUUCAAAAGGCGGCGGGGAUGAGCGCAGACGAGCUGGAUGUGGAAGGGGAGUAUGCAGGUGUUCGUGACAGGGCCGACAUGUGGUUUUUGCGAGUCAUGCAGGCGUUGGCAGAGGCGGAUGAGAACAGAUUCUUGGAGUAUACGGAUUGGGAGUCGCAGUGCAAGAUGCUUCCUCUGGAUUAG
This is a messenger RNA of Dioszegia hungarica, 2592 nucleotides long. RefSeq lists its product as uncharacterized. Bases 1 to 2592 code for a protein of 863 amino acids. The record is from RefSeq and is a predicted model, not a curated record. NCBI's taxonomy places the organism in Eukaryota, Fungi, Basidiomycota, Tremellomycetes, Tremellales, Bulleribasidiaceae. The transcript has 9 exons.